CAACGCUGAUAAAGCGUCGACGCAAAGUUAUCGAUUGUCUUCGUCAGCUGAUUUCCGGUAGCCUAUUUCGCCAUUUUUGGCACGAGUUUGUGGGUAAAUAUCCGGCCGGCACCAGAAACGCCCUAGUAUACCACAAAAAUGUUCCGUUCCUCACCAUAUUCGGUUUUGAUUUUGUUAUUAUUUGAACUUUUGGUGGCGCAUAACACAGUGAACGGCGGCGAUGGUGGCGAAAAUGUUUCCAACGUAAAAAAGGGUGGCGACGUCGACCUGAAGACUUGUAUCGAUAACUUUGCCGUCCACAAGGAUAAAAUCAUCAGAACGCAAGAUUCGAGAGCUAUGGGCGCUAAAUAUUUACACGAAAUUGAUUUAGACACAAGGGAAGAGUGUCUCAGGUUGUGUUGUGAAACAGAAAACUGCGAUGUGUUUAUUUAUGAAGAGAAGAGUGUGGGAAGUUGUUAUUUAUUUGAAUGUGGUCCACCGGAAGAUUUUAAAUGUAAAUUUACUCAUCACGCAAACUACUCGAGCGGAGUCUUAACAGUUAACAGACACCUGCCCGACCUGGAGAGCCAAAUCAAACUCACUAAGCAUGAAGAGGAUUUAACUAAGCUUAGAAAACCGGAAGUGCCGUCUCCAGGAAGUGUUCAAAUUGUUUCUGACGUUUAUACAACAACGCCUACAACUACAACAACAGUUAAAAACAAAGAAGUGCUCGAGGCAAAGUCGGAAAGUAAGUUGUUUUUCAUGUAGUAAUAUUGGUAAGGUCGUAGAAAACUGACCACUUUAGAAAACGUAAAGCUCAUUUUGAAGCUAUAUAACAAUGACUUAAUGAAUACAUUUAUUUUCGGUUUACGAUUGUUUUGAAAUUGUUUAAUUUACACCGUCCAAGGCUUUGAAUUGCUAAAACCUUUUGUUUUGAAAUUAUUAAAACGUUUUUUAUAUUUGGUUGUUACGCUCUACUUACAUCUAUGUCGUACUUAGAAGUAAGUUAUAGUAUUUUUGGCAGAAUCCAACGUCAUUUUUGUUACCUUUU
This is a messenger RNA of Onthophagus taurus, 1030 nucleotides long. Lineage: Eukaryota; Metazoa; Arthropoda; Insecta; Coleoptera; Scarabaeidae. The record is from RefSeq and is a predicted model, not a curated record.